Strongylus vulgaris is the source of this 534-nucleotide messenger RNA. The record is from the annotation of a GenBank genome assembly. Lineage: Eukaryota; Metazoa; Nematoda; Chromadorea; Rhabditida; Strongylidae.
AUGGUUAUGACUACUCUGCUGUGCAUAAGUGUUGACUGUUCAGAUAACGUAUUCGAUCAGCUGUGCACAAAUGAAACAAUUUAUGAGAAUGUUAUGUCUGGCCUCGUCGAUUCAGCCCUAUCCGGAUUUAACACCGCUGUCUGCGCCUAUGGACAAUCUGGUGCAGGCAAAACGCAUACACUAACUGGUUCGGAAAAUGAGGACGGCCUUGUGCAGAACACAUUUCGUGCUCUGCUGGAAACUAUUUCUCGGGCGAAUGAGAGGAAGUAUAUGCUGCGGAUAUCGUACAUUGAAAUAUACAAUGAACGAAUUCGGGAUCUCCUGAACGAUAGCGCAAGCGACUUGCCUAUCUACGAAAACAAGGAUGGUGUCGCUCAAAUAGAAGGACUGAAGGAAGUUGUGGUCACAGAGAAAGCACAGGUCGAAGAAUUACUUGAGAAAGCACAAGAAAGGCGACAACUUGCUGAAACUUGCUUGAAUGAGAGGAGUUCUAGAUCACACACUAUCAUCAGGCUGACGAUAGAAUCUCACGAU